Messenger RNA from Cuscuta campestris, 2349 nucleotides. NCBI's taxonomy places the organism in Eukaryota, Viridiplantae, Streptophyta, Magnoliopsida, Solanales, Convolvulaceae. The record is from the annotation of a GenBank genome assembly.
GAUUAUCCAACCGGUCAGGCAGCUGACCGGCCCACCAGGUGUACAUCGAAAAUAGAUCUUCGGGUAUUGGCGUCCGGUCUCCCCAUCCAACCGGUCAAAUAACCCAGGCUGAGAAAGGCGCGUGAUGUCACUUCCAUCACCACCCAGUCAGCCAGGCCCUUCCGCCCAUUCUUACGGUUCUGGUGACCGGGCUCAGACCUCCGGUUCCUCCUCUUCUUCAUCCUCUGAUUCUGAGCACCCAGCUACUUCUCCACAGAAAAAGCCGGCUGAUGCUUCCACUUGUGCUCCUUCUUCUUCCGUGGCGCAAGUGAUCUCGGUUGCCCAACCUGGGGAUGAGGGCUUUGUUCUGCUGGAUGACCGGUUGCUCCAAACGCAAUCGUCGGUCAUGCAGAAGGCCCAAGUCCACGAGGUGCGCAACCUGAUGCCGGACGGGUACCAAUUAACUUACCAGGCAACGUGGAAGAGCAUUAUUCCUCUCCACGCCGGUACGUCGAUUGGUAUCCAUUACCACUCUAUCAAGGACCUGGGCGAAUUCUCUAUUCAUCCAUUCAAAGUCCUUUUCCUCGAAACAUACGGUAUCAUGCCCGGGCAGCUGGCCCCUAAUGGUCACCGUUUGUUGGGCAGCUUCAUCAAUGUCUGCCGGUUCCUUCGUAUUCCUCUUUCCCUUCGUCUCUUCGACCAUAUGUUCGAUGUCCGGCCCGGGUCCAAGGAGACCCUUGGAUUCGUGGUGGUGUCUUCUCACCAAGGCCGGGCAUUUCUCUAUGGCCUUCCUCCUUCCAACAAGAAGUGGAAGGACAAAUACGUCAAACCGACGGAGGCCGAUGACCUGGUUGCCUGGGAAAACACCCUCCGGGCCGGGGAUGCCUCCACCCGCGGUCUUUACCACGUCGGGAAGUGGAGCGUCUACUCCGUCCGGGAGACUGACCCUGAGCCGGAGAUUGUCCUGCCCGGGGCGAUCCCCGAAGCUAUCCCCAUCCGCCAGGCGAGGGGACCCAAAGCCCAGGCCACUGCCACCGCCGGUCCUUCACGCCAGGGGAAGAAGAAGAAGGAGAAAGUGGUGAAGUUCCAGUCGAAAUUUGCCACCCCAAAAAUCAUCGUUGAGGAGCCCUCCACCGCCCAACUUCUCAGCCAACCUUCGGUCCAACCAAUCUCUUUGGACGAGCAGCCGGCCCAGUCUCAACAGGGGACCAGCCAGCCCAUCCACUCCGGGGAACUCUACAUCAAUGUAGAUACCCUGGAGUUCGACCAGCUGAUGGAGGCUGGUCAAGCAAACCAGCUGGCCGAGGGAGGCCACGACGAAGAGGAGGCUGCUGAAGAGUCCCUUAAAAGGAAGAGGCGGAAGACUGAAGUAGUCGACCAGCCGGCUCAUCAAGCAGCCCAGUCCUCCGAUGCCGGCAAAAGGCAAAGCCAUCCCCGGUCUAUGGCUCUAAUGUCUAGAUCGGACGAAGAGCUCCUUCAAGCCUUCCGCGCCGACCUGACUGAGGUCGGUCGGAUUGGUGAGGAGUACUUCACCCGGCUGGUGAAGUCAAGGGACGAGGAAAAGGCCCGGAUGGAGGCCAUGAUGGUCGAAUGCCGGAAGGAGGCUAAGGCCGCUUUUGAGAAGGCGGCGAAGGCGGAGGAGAAGCUGAUGGACCAUUGUGCGGUCUACCGCCAGCUGUAUGCGAAGCAUGACGGUCUCCUCAAGGCCGCGAAAGAGGUUGAUGAGCAAGCUCAGGCAAAGAUCCAACAGCUUGAGGCCGAGAACGCCCGGUCAGCUGAGGAAAUUGCCCGGCUCGGAGACGAGCUGGAGAAAGAGCGCUCGGAAAGGGCUCCUCUUGCUGCCGCCUGGGCUGUUCAAGCGCCUGAGGAGUUUGCUGCCCAAGCACUUCCUGAACGGGAGACUGCCAUCCGCUUCUUCCAAGGUUUAUACAAGCACGAAGUCUCGGCCGGGAUCAUCGACGAGAUCGGAACCUACGGUUUCGAAAGCGGUCAGUACGAUGAACGGCGGGCUCUAUAUAGUAUCCUUGAGCAGCGGAUUCAAGGUUUUCAGCCCAAGGCUCUUUCUCUGCCCGAGCUGCAUGAUGAGGCACCGGUCGCGCCUUUCCCGGGCAUCUGAUUUCCCAGCCUUUUCUUCUCUUUUUUUUUACUUCCCAUGUGUAAUGAUCUGCCUCCAGGCACUUUUGUAAGACGCUCAAAUAUUAAUGCAAGUGUUUUUCUUCUAUAUUCUCUUCAACCGGGAAGACUUUGAGUUUCAUUAAUUUUCUUCCGGUCGGUUAAUAACCCGUGAUGGCGUAUCGAGUAUUUGCCCGGGCGCUUAUAAGGCCGGUACCUUUUCACAAGGGCUUCUUUUCACAAUGGCUUAAAGCCCUU